CGGUUGCUGCCGCAGAGCAGCCCGGAGGAGGGUGGAACUCCUGUGAGCGGGGCGUACUGAGUUCGCCUCCUCAUCUUCCUCCUCCUCCCCCUCCCAGCCUCUGCCGCCGCCCGUCGGAUUCCUCUCUGUUGCUCCCGGCGCGGAGCCUUCCGGACAGGGGCUGUGGACUCUUCGCUCGAGCCAGCUAGCGCGGUUUCCGGUGCCCUCGGGGUGGUGGACUCGUGUGCGGUGCAGCAGUGAUGUUUGAAGGUUCCAGUUUCUCUGCAUCUCUACCAACAGUUGUAUCAUCAUCAUCAUCAUCAUCAUCAUCAUCAUCAUCAUCAUCAUCGCCAUCAUUGUAAUUCUGAUUCUUCUUAAUCCUUUGGUGAGAACUCUGUGAUAUAAGAUGGCCGCAAAUAAGCCCAAGGGUCAGAAUUCUUUGGCCCUACACAAAGUCAUCAUGGUGGGCAGUGGUGGUGUUGGCAAGUCCGCUCUAACUCUACAGUUCAUGUAUGAUGAGUUUGUGGAGGACUAUGAGCCUACCAAAGCAGACAGCUACCGGAAAAAGGUAGUGCUGGAUGGGGAGGAAGUACAGAUUGAUAUCUUGGAUACAGCUGGGCAGGAGGACUAUGCUGCAAUUAGAGACAACUACUUCCGGAGUGGAGAAGGUUUCCUCUGUGUGUUCUCUAUUACGGAAAUGGAAUCCUUUGCAGCCACAGCUGAUUUCAGGGAGCAGAUUUUAAGAGUAAAAGAAGAUGAGAAUGUUCCAUUUCUGCUGGUUGGUAACAAAUCAGAUUUAGAAGAUAAAAGGCAGGUUUCUGUAGAAGAGGCAAAAACCAGAGCUGAUCAGUGGAAUGUUAACUAUGUGGAAACAUCUGCUAAAACACGUGCUAAUGUUGACAAGGUAUUUUUUGAUUUAAUGAGGGAAAUUCGAGCCAGAAAGAUGGAAGAUAGCAAAGAAAAAAAUGGAAAAAAGAAGAGGAAAAGUUUAGCCAAGAGAAUCAGAGAAAGAUGCUGCAUUUUAUAAUCAAAGCCUAAACUCCUUUCUUAUCUUGACCAUACUAAUAAACAUAAUUUAUAAGCAUUGCCA
Molecule: messenger RNA, 1069 nt
Organism: Phyllostomus hastatus (greater spear-nosed bat)
Lineage: Eukaryota; Metazoa; Chordata; Mammalia; Chiroptera; Phyllostomidae
Gene: RALA
Product: RAS like proto-oncogene A
Exons: 6
Coding region: 386-1006 (206 amino acids)
Biological process (GO): regulation of exocytosis; Ras protein signal transduction
Cellular component (GO): plasma membrane
Molecular function (GO): GDP binding; GTP binding; GTPase activity
Source: RefSeq, a predicted model, not a curated record